This is a messenger RNA of Galeopterus variegatus (Sunda flying lemur), 1156 nucleotides long. It is a transcript of the gene AARSD1, whose product is annotated as alanyl-tRNA synthetase domain containing 1. Gene Ontology annotation, molecular function: ATP binding; aminoacyl-tRNA ligase activity; Ser-tRNA(Ala) deacylase activity. The transcript is spliced from 9 exons. NCBI's taxonomy places the organism in Eukaryota, Metazoa, Chordata, Mammalia, Dermoptera, Cynocephalidae. The annotation marks the transcript as partial. The record is from RefSeq and is a predicted model, not a curated record. Gene Ontology annotation, biological process: regulation of translational fidelity; tRNA aminoacylation.
AUUGUAUCAUUAUGGGAGUAUGUGGCUGGCUGGGCUUCUCACUUUUCUCCCGUCUCUUACUUUCUCUGUUCAGGGCAGCAUCUCAUCACAGCAGUUGCUGACCAUCUGUUUGGGCUAAAGACAACAUCAUGGGAGUUAGGGAGGUUCCGGAGUGUGAUUGAGCUGGACAGCCCAUCUGUGACUGCAGAGCAGGUAGCUGCCAUUGAGCAGAGUGUCAAUGAAAAAAUCAGAGAUCGACUUCCUGUGAAUGUGCAAGAACUGAGCCUGGAUGAUCCUGAGGUGGAGCAGGUCAGGGGCCGGGGUUUGCCGGGUGAUCAUGCUGGGCCCAUUCGAGUUGUUACCAUUAAGGGCAUUGAUUCCAACAUGUGCUGUGGGACCCACGUGAGCAAUCUCAGUGACCUUCAGGUCAUUAAGAUUCUGGGCACUGAGAAGGGGAAAAAGAACAAAACUAACCUGUUAUUUCUGGCUGGGAACCGGGUGCUGAAGUGGAUGGAGAGAAGUCAUGGAACUGAAAAAGCAUUGACUGCUAUGCUUAAGUGUGGAGCAGAGGAUCAUGUGGAAGCAGUGAAAAAGCUCCAGAACACCACCAAGCUCCUGCAGAAGAACAACCUGAAUCUGCUCAGAGACCUGGCUGUGCACAUUGCCCACAGCCUCAGGAACAGCCCAGACUGGGGAGGUGUGGUCGUACUACACAGGAAAGAGGGUGAUUCUGAGUUCAUGAAUAUCAUUGCCAAUGAGAUUGGGUCAGAGGAGACCCUCCUGUUCUUAACCGUGGGCGAUGAGAAAGGUGCUGGGCUCUUCUUACUGGCAGGGCCAGCUGAGGCCGUGGAGACUGUGGGGCCCAGGGUGGCUGAGAUCCUGGAAGGCAAAGGAGCGGGGAAGAACGGCCGCUUUCAGGGCAAAGCCACCAAGAUGAGCCGGCGAGCAGAGGCGCAGGUGCUUCUCCAGGACUACGUCAGCACGCAGAGUGCUGAGGAGUGAAGGCUCAGGGUGCCCACCUUCUGUAACCACAGAAAGUGUCUUGCAUGAGAAAAUAGUUUAACUCAAAAUGGUUGUGAUACCACUUAUGUUUAUGUGACUAAUUUGUACCAUAUAUGCCAGUGUGCUUGUACAAUUAGUAUCUUUGUGAAUAAACAGUUUUCUAAUUUGGCGUCUA